Messenger RNA from Drosophila persimilis, 1172 nucleotides. RefSeq names its product calcium and integrin-binding family member 2 (gene Cib2). Lineage: Eukaryota; Metazoa; Arthropoda; Insecta; Diptera; Drosophilidae. Gene Ontology annotation, molecular function: calcium ion binding. Bases 599 to 1168 code for a protein of 189 amino acids. The record is from RefSeq and is a predicted model, not a curated record. The transcript has 5 exons.
AAACCACAGGAUACACGGCACGGCGCCCUGCCAGUGGCACUAACCGUGGUGAGAAUGAGGGCGGUGCCAGGAUGGUUGUACGGGAACAUGUGGAAUUAAGUAACAUCGCAAUAGCCGAGGAGUUCAACAAUUAGAUACCCGUUAUUAAGAUUUAUCCUGCAGUCGCUGAAUACUUGCAUGAAUGAAUGAGUUGAAUAUGGCGGAAUCCUACUUAUUGGCAUUCAGACAAUGGUAGUCCGUAUAAAUGAUCUGAUUGUGACAGUAUUUGGUAGUCGGGUAGUAAUCGUGCUGCAAGCCUGCGACAUACAUUUUCGGAAUUCAAUAUACCCUUUUAGAGCUUCGAGAACAGGGUACGAAAAUGGAAUGCCACGCCGUGAACACUCCUUAAUUAAUUUCCAUGCGAAUGCGGGCGCCAUAAGCUGGAAAGGCGCCGCAGGAUGUGUCCAGAGCGGGGCCACCGGAGCUAUGCAAACUUAUGGUUUAGGAGGAAGUUGGCGCUGGCCCCCGCCAUGGGCCAGUGUCAGUCGGUUUCUGCACUCGGGACUUACCAGUUUGGCCGUCGACGUCUGCACAAACGGCAUCGGCGUGGACAAGAGCGAUGGGCAACAAAGUUGUGACAUUCACCGAGCAGCAAUUGGAUGACUACCAGGAUUGCACGUUCUUCACGCGCAAGGAGAUCCUGCGCGUCCACAAACGGUUUCGUGAGCUACGCCCGGAUUUGGUGCCCCGCCAAAUGACUGAGGGUCAGGCCUCGAGUGUCAAGGUUCCCUGCGAGUGCAUUGAGAAGAUGCCCGAGUUGCGUGAGAAUCCCUUUCGCCGUCGCAUCUGCGAGGCCUUCUCACGCGAUGGCCAGGGCAAUCUGUCGUUUGAGGACUUUCUGGACGCUCUCUCUGUCUUCAGCGAGCAGGCGCCGAGAGACAUUAAAGUUUUCUACGCUUUCAAAAUUUAUGAUUUCGAUCAGGACGGCUUCAUUGGGCAUGCCGACCUCAUGUCCUGCCUGACGACAAUGACCAGGAACGAGCUCAGUCCGGAGGAGCACCAGCAGAUUGCCGACAAGGUAAUCGAGGAGGCCGAUGUCGAUGGCGAUGGCAAGCUAUCAAUUUUGGAGUUCGAGCAUGUCAUCCUCCGGGCCCCCGACUUCCUCUCCACCUUCCACAUCAGAAUAUAAAAUU